AUGAAUGAACUCGUGAUCGAGUUUAAUACUCCCCUUACCGUACAACGUGUACAAAUUGUACUUCAAAGUGCCUUUUUUGGACUUACUUUCAAUCCAGAUGGAUCAGUUAAUGAUCAUCGCGAAUAUAGCGUUCCGAACAAUGUCAAUCGACUAGUAUCCAUUAUCAUGGAAGACAAUUCCAUUGAGAAAUGUGUAGAAGAACUACGAAAAGUGUGCAGUCAACUUCAUCCAGAUCUGUUUGACACAGUUUUUGGAAAAGCCGAUGUCAAAGAAUCGGGACGAGAUGAUCUCGAUCGUCUCUUUGUCAUGACUCAAACACCCGAUGAAAUACGCAAAGCUGACUAUUAUCAGUUUGGAGCUAAAAGUCGAAGUGAAGUACCUUUUACAUGUGUAUGGAUUACCCACCUUGCAGAAAUACCACCCGCCUAUGACAACCUCUUUGGACCGAAAUUUAAAGUAAAUUACGACUGA
Rotaria sp. Silwood2 is the source of this 471-nucleotide messenger RNA. The record is from the annotation of a GenBank genome assembly. NCBI's taxonomy places the organism in Eukaryota, Metazoa, Rotifera, Eurotatoria, Philodinida, Philodinidae.